Sphaerodactylus townsendi is the source of this 1131-nucleotide messenger RNA. It is a transcript of the gene FITM1, whose product is annotated as fat storage inducing transmembrane protein 1. The record is from RefSeq and is a predicted model, not a curated record. NCBI's taxonomy places the organism in Eukaryota, Metazoa, Chordata, Lepidosauria, Squamata, Sphaerodactylidae. The transcript has 2 exons. Gene Ontology annotation, cellular component: endoplasmic reticulum membrane. Gene Ontology annotation, biological process: lipid storage; lipid droplet organization; phospholipid biosynthetic process. The coding region runs from base 182 to 1045 and encodes 287 amino acids.
UCAUUUCUCCUCCUCUCAAUCAGCUGUUCAUGCCAAACUCGGAUCACAGCUGCCACCGAGCAUCAGUUCUGGGUGACGUUUCUCGUUUGAAGGGGUUUCUUUUUUCUGCCUUCCCCUUUCCUACCCAUACCGAGGAGGGGCGGGUCGUUGGGGGGCCCUGCAGGUGGGCGAAUCGAGGGGAAUGGCAGAAGGUCCGGGGGCCAAGAAGGCCUCCUCCCGGCUGGCCACGGUAGCCGGCUGGGCCCAAGCCUUCUGCCGGGGCUUGGUGCAUUUCUGCAGCAACCAGCUGGCCUGGCUGCUGGGGGUGCCGUGUCUCCGCCGGGCGUACCACCUGUGGCUGGCGGCCGUCGUCAUUUUCGGGCCGCUGCUCCAGUUCUACGUGAACCCGCGGGCCAUCUUUGCCAACCAUCACAACUUCUUUAACAUCAAGUUUGUGAGGUCCGCCUGGGGCUGGACCUGCAUCUUCCUGGGGGGAUUCAUGCUCCUGGUGGUGUACCUGGCCUCCCAGCGGCUCCUGCUCACCGUGCGCCAUCUCAGCCGGCUGGCCGUGGGGGCGGGGCUGUGGCUGGGGGCCUUAGAGACCUUCUUGCUCAUAGAGAACCUCACCGGCUACUGCUUCGACUCCGUGCCCGAGGGCAUCUUGGUGAACAAGCUUCCGGAUAAGCGGGCCUGCCUCCGCAAGGGACACCAGUGGCACGGCUACGACGUGUCCGGCCACACCUUCCUCCUCACCUUCUGCUGCCUGCUCAUAGUGGAAGAGACCUCUGUGUUCCGGCGAUACCUGGCCCAGGGCUACCCUGCGGGCGUGCCCCUCCGCCUCAUCUUUCUCCUCAACGUCCUCCUCCUCGGCCUAUGGAAUUUCCUCCUGGCUUGCACCGUGGUGUACCUUUAUGAAUACAGCCACAAGGUGGUUGGGGCAGCCAUCGCUACCCUCUGCUGGUAUCUCACCUACCGAGUCUGGUAUCGCUACUCGUGGUCUCCAGGGAGGCCUGGAGCGGGCCUGUUCCUGAAAGCGGCGCCCGAAGAGGCGAAGAAACGGAACUGAGCGCACCUCAAGGUGUUGACGGCCAGAAAGAGCUUUGGGAAAGGAGACCCUGUCUUGAAAGGCAAAUAAAAACGGGGUCCUUUUGA